Molecule: messenger RNA, 2635 nt
Organism: Dermacentor albipictus
Lineage: Eukaryota; Metazoa; Arthropoda; Arachnida; Ixodida; Ixodidae
Product: general transcription factor 3C polypeptide 4-like
Biological process (GO): transcription initiation at RNA polymerase III promoter
Cellular component (GO): transcription factor TFIIIC complex
Molecular function (GO): histone acetyltransferase activity
Source: RefSeq, a predicted model, not a curated record
UAUCAGCACGAAAAAAUUGCGGGGAAGUUUGCUCUGUCGCACAUGUGAGAGAUGCCGUGCAAUAGCUUUGACGGUGUUGUCUUUUGAUAACCUGAAUAUUUAAUUAGCUCAACAAAGCUGCAUCCAGGGAAUCUACAAUGAAUAUAUUCGAGCCCGCGUAUGUGACCAAUUUUGCGGGCGCCGCAAACUGCUUUUCGGCUGUCAGUUGGUCAUCUCAUAACAAGUUGUGCGCAAUAACCAAUGAAGCGAUACGCGUUCUGGGUUCACCUUGUUCUCCUAGUGAGAGUGGAUACCCUCUCCAGUUCAACAAGGCUCGGAUACCGAAUCCAGACAAACCAUUUGAUAUCGCCACAACUCCCUAUGACCGCCAUCUUGAGCACCUAGACGUUGAUGAUCGGCACUCACUGAUGCUGGACAUCACGCUUUCACCUGACAGCGCCAAUGCCGUCCUGCACAAGACAUACCAUAGGGCACUGUGGUCUCCAAUGCAUUUGGGUGGCAAGAACCGAUGCCUUCUUGCAACACUUACCCGGGACCAUCGAAUUCAGAUCUUCCAUGAGCGUAUCGAGGCACACUGGGACUGCCUGGCAGAACCGUCUCAAGUGCAUUAUGAACAGACCAAAGAGUCAUGGACCGCACCUCGUAGGCAGAAGAAGACCGAGAAGCCUGCUGCCUACUCAAAAUAUGUCUUUGACCUCCUAAAGGAGAGGAGCUACUCUGUGGCUGCCCUCGAAAUUGUUUGGUCUCAUGUCAUGGAGGGUGAUGACGCAAAGUUGUUUGCUCUCCUCAUGGGGGUCACUCGUGGUGGGCAACUUCUUGUAUGGAAGGUACCAGCUCUUAAUGGUGACCAGAGUUUGAAGGUUGAGCUUUUGAAGGAAGAAAAAACUAACAUCAUGCGUGCUGGACGGCUUUGUUGGCACAAAACAACCAAGACUUCUGGUCUUUUGGUGGCAGGCUCCGAUGAUGGUAGUGUGACCCUGCGAACAGUAACAGUUUGCAGUGGAGGAGAUGAAAAAGUGAAGCUGGGUGAACCACUUGCCCUCUGGGAAAGUGACGGGAGACCAGCACAACACGCAGUUUGCACACGCAGCAAAGGGGACAGCUGCCUGGUGUGCGUGGCCAAGGGACGCUUGCUGUACUGUUUUAAAGCGACCGUGGACGCUGACACGGGCAGGGCACAGCUACUCCACAGCACUGUCAUCCGUGAUGCCUGCGUGGCUUCGAUCACAGCCCUUGACAAGUGCCUCUCAAAUGAGGACAACCUGCACCUGCUCGUAUGCACAAUGAAUGCAGAGAUUGUAAACGUUUACGUCGAUAGCGAUCUCAACUUCAGCAUUGAGAAACUACACAUAGAGCUGCCCUGGAUGCUUCAACCUGUAGGCCUGGCUGUCUCACCUAAUGGCAUCUACUUCGCAGUGUUUUAUCACAUCACCACAAUGGUCCAUGAAAAUACCGUCAAGGAGCCACUACAGCUGAUGAUCUACAACCGGAGAGAUGCAGCCGAUGUGUCCAAGUUGCUUCUUAGUGAGGCUGGAAAGCACAACACUACAACAGAUAUCCAGCUUGUGAAUGUUGCAGACUGCCUUGACCGCAUUCACUCGUACAGCUGUGGCAAAGCUGACCUUAUGGAGGAACUGAAGCUAUACAUGGCAGAUGUCUGUGCGCUUGCAUCAUUGGACAGUGUCUCCAGAUUUGGACUUCAGUUGUUCUGUUUUCUCAAGCGGAUGGAAGGAACCAUAACCAAAUCUACUGAGAUGGACCAACACCUCACCAGGGCACGUAUGGAGCUUUUGCGCCGACACAUUGUGGCCACUGUCAGCACUUGCAAUGCCGGCCAACUCACCGAACCUCAGAAAACAUCACUACGGCUUUUCUGCAACUGGCUGACCACCUCAGGUGCCGAGCUAAGAGAGCGGAUCUCUGAGCUUUUCACCUCCUCUGAGCCAUUGGCCAGUGUUGUGGCCUCCGCUGUUGAAGGAGGACUCAUUUUCGAAGAGUGUGCCAUUUGCGGGGAUGGCAUCCCUUUCCAAGAGCUGAGCCACGGGACGUGCGGCCAGGGCCACCGAUUUGGCAGGUGCAUCAACUCGCUGUUGGUGUGCAAUGGCACUCCUCCUAGGUGGUGCAGUACCUGUCAGCAGUUUCAACAGCGCAAAAUCAUCUGGCCAGACGGCACGAUCUGCCUGUAUUGUGGCAAGGGGCUUGUAUAACUUAGCCAACCAGUGACGAGUGUUUGUGUACCUACUUCAAAGAGCUCCUCGGACAUGCUUUGUCUGAACAGGUCCAAUUCCACCCAUCCUUUGUUCCCCUUGGCACUCCUCAUGUGCUACCUCCAUCAGCUGCCUGUGUAAAAUUUCUGCAAGCCACAGUGCCGACCACAGCCCCAUGCCUGCUCAUAACCUGCUGCAUUACUCAGAUCUGCUGGAAGGAAUACUGGAGAAGGGAAAUGGUGGAAUUAGCAUGAGUGACAGCUCGGACGUCGACGCACAGAUCAAAGGUCGUAGUGGCACAAGAUGGUGAUCCAUGACAUUUUAGUGCCCACUUGCUUUGCAACUGUCACUUGGGUGUACAGUUGUUGCUUGUGUAAAUAACUCGGGACCUCUAUUUUUAUGCAUAUUAAAAAGAAGCAGUCUCAGAA